CUCUGUCCUUUGUAUGAAGUGAAAGAAUCCUGACAGAAUCACAUCCCACCAGAGAAUUCUGCCUGUUAUGAUUCGAUACAUGAUUCUGUCAGUGUCCAGAAAGUUUUGGGUGUUUGUGGCUCAGCUGUGAAACUGGGAGCCCCAGGAUGGACCUGGAGCAAACUGUUGCUGCCUUGCUGUCAAAAAACCAACAACUUGGGCAGGAAAAUGCUCAGUUGAAGUCAAUGCUAAGUGUAGUCAAGGAAAACAUAGAUCUGAGAGCCAGGAUGCAGAACAGUGAUGCUCUGGAGGAAUUAACAGUUUGCUCACCCUCAGGAAGACAACCAUCCAGUCCGUGGCAAAACACCUUUGAUGAGAAACAGUUCAGAAAAGAGUUGUCUCAAACCAAAUUCAAACACGAACACCGAACUUCAUCCCCCGUUGACUUCAAGUCUUUCAUCCAAAGCUCGGUGCACACAGACACAAGUGAGAAAGAGUUUCAAAGCUGCCAGGCUAAUGAUACUCCUCUUGAGGUCAAAGUUCCAGACAGGCUGCUGGGAGAGAUUGCCUACCAACUGGAUAGGAGGAUUCUGUCCCAUGUCUUCCAGUGCCAUAAGAGGCUUUAUGGUUUCACACUGCUCAAUAUACCAGACAAGAUCAUCGAGGUAACUACACACCCGCUGACAGGGAAGGUAGAUGAAGGCUAUCGGCUUCAUCUCGCUCAGAGGUAUGCCGACCUCAUGGAAAGGUUGAACCAGCUCGGGUAUAAAACAACACUUCACCCUCCUUUCUCUGAAUUUAUUGUAAACACCUAUGGGAUCCUGAAGGAGAGGCCUGGUGAAUACAGCACCCAGGCAAUGGACUUCAAUAAUCCAGACUUUCUGAGGAAUAUGAUAAUGACCACAGCACCGAGACAACUCCAGAAGGACCUGCUGCUUGUGCUCACCUGCCUCUGCAACAUGGCCAAGAGGGAUAGAAAGCCUCUCCUUCUCUGGUAGACGUGAUUGCAUCCAAAGACGCACCAAAUCCGGCAAGCUUACACCACCCACAACUUGGAAAUAAAAACUGAUAAAUUAUAUGACAUGAUAA
Siniperca chuatsi (mandarin fish) is the source of this 1068-nucleotide messenger RNA. RefSeq names its product speriolin-like protein. The record is from RefSeq and is a predicted model, not a curated record. Bases 147 to 977 code for a protein of 276 amino acids. The transcript has 4 exons. Lineage: Eukaryota; Metazoa; Chordata; Actinopteri; Centrarchiformes; Sinipercidae.